Boleophthalmus pectinirostris (great blue-spotted mudskipper) is the source of this 1035-nucleotide messenger RNA. It is a transcript of the gene inha, whose product is annotated as inhibin subunit alpha. The transcript has 2 exons. Gene Ontology annotation, cellular component: extracellular region. The record is from RefSeq and is a predicted model, not a curated record. Gene Ontology annotation, molecular function: growth factor activity; cytokine activity. Gene Ontology annotation, biological process: SMAD protein signal transduction. Lineage: Eukaryota; Metazoa; Chordata; Actinopteri; Gobiiformes; Gobiidae. The coding region runs from base 37 to 1035 and encodes 332 amino acids.
UCAACGUGCACAUUUUGACUUCUUUGGUACGCCACGAUGUUCUGGCCGCUCUUCGCUCUCCUCUGCGUCUCCAGCGAAGGGGUAACGGGAGAAGAAGGUCUACCCAGGGACGAGGUGCUGUCCUGGGUCAAGCUCAGAGUCCUGGAGGGCCUGGGAAUGGAGGAGGCACCGCAGGUUCGCACGCCCGACGAGGAGAGGAGGAAGCUGGGGAGAAACGUGCUCCUGAACAGGGCAGAAAGUGUGGGCGAUGGAUGCGUGGAGCAACAAGAUGAGAUGCAAGUUAUUUUGUUUGCAAUUUCAGAACAUUCCUGUGCCAAGUCUGACCCGGGACACUCCUCCUCCCGUAGCCCCUUCACCUUCACCUUCCAGCCGUCCAUCGACCCCCACACCUCCCUGGUCACCUCCGCGGAGCUCUGGUUCUUCUCGGGUGCGGGCCUCCCUCUGAACACCUCUGCACCUCUCUCCGUGCUCACCUCCGGGCAUCAGCGUCUCCUCUCGGCAUCCCCCGCCCCCGCGCACCGCUCUACAGACGGCUGGAGCGCGUACAAUUUAAACCAGAACGCGCUAAAAACAAUCGGGCACGGCGCGUUUUCGCUCCAAAUCGACUGCCCAGAAUGUCCAUGCAAUGACGACGAAGACAAGCUGCCAUUUUUGAGUUUAAACAUCCAAAAACGCGCGCCAAAACGGAAAUCCAGAAGCGUGGGGAUACCUUGGUCGUCGUCUGCGUUAGAUUUGCUACAACGCCCCUCUGUGGAGACUCCGGGGGACUGCAGCAGAGCGCACGUAGAGAUCAGUUUUGAGGAGUUGGGGUGGGACAAUUGGAUAGUCGACCCGAAGACGCUGGAUUUCUACUACUGCCAGGGGAACUGCUCGUCUCCGGAGAGGGCGGCGGCGCGUUUGGGUAUGGUCCAGUGCUGCGCUCCGGUACCGGGGAGCAUGAGGUCCGUGCGCAUCACCACCACGUCGGACGGGGGGUAUUCGUUCAAGUAUGAGACCCUGCCUAAUAUUAUACCAGAGGAAUGUGCGUGCAUAUAA